GUGACUGAUACUGAAUCCCAUAACCUUGCGUCAUCUCAUGUUCAUCGAUAUUCAUCACCAAGAAGUCUCUAGAAGUCAGUAAAAAUCUCCGCAAUUAUCGGUUUGAUGUUUAAAAUCCCAGAGUCAGAAUGAAAUUACUACUCAGUACAAUUAAUGGGAAAUUGCUCCCUGUAUUCAGUCAUCGAGUUUCGGUGACUCGAGUCUUCUCCAGAACAAGUGGAAUCAUCAAUCGACCGGGAUUACCGGUCAGAAGAACAAUUGGAUUUCUGAACCUUCAAGAAACCAGAAGAAACUGGAGACAUGUCACUGCCAUCGGGGUUCGACAAUUUUCCUCCAAAAAAUCGGAUGAUCCUCCAUCAGAGAAUGGAGGUCCAGAGGCUGAAACACCUGAGGCUUAUCCAGCCACAUUACCAGCCACUGUUGUUGUCCCUGAAGUGUGGCCCCACGUGCCACUCAUCGCCAUCAGUCGAAACCCCGUCUUCCCUCGGUUUAUCAAGCUCAUAGAACUGACAAAUCCCGUUCUUAUUGAUUUAAUCAGGAGGAAAGUCAAAUUGAAUCAACCCUACGUGGGAAUAUUCCUUAAAAAAAAUGAGGAGAAUGAAGCGGAAGUAGUACAGAACCUGGACGACGUCUACUCAGUGGGAACAUUCGCCCAGAUCCACGAGGUCCAGGAUCUCGGUGACAGAUUGAGACUCGUGAUCAUGGCACACAGAAGAAUAAAAAUCGUGAAUCAAAUACUAGAGGACUUCGAGGUUAAAUCCUCUCAUGAGAUGACACUGACGUUUCCACUACUAAAUACUACAAUUAACGUCCCCCUAGACGAGGCCAGCACUCCAGGGAAGAAAACCCGUCCUUACAGGCGAAAGAGAGUGGACGAGAAGACGAAUGGGACACUGGAAACGAGUGAGAAAGAGGAGGAGACGAUUUCCGAGGGUAAAAGUGAAGAGAAACCUCAGGAGAGUGCCAGUGAAGCUGCUGCUGCUGCAGAGGGUGUAAACGUGGAAGGAAAUGCUGGGCAACCAGUGCUGAUGGUUGAAGUUCUCAAUGUGACUCACGAGAAAUUUCGACAGACUGAGGAGAUCAAGGCAUUGACACAGGAAUUGAUCAAGACGAUCCGAGACAUCAUCAGCAUGAACCCCUUGUACAGAGAAUCUCUCCAACAAAUGCUGCAUCAAGGACAACGAGUUGUGGAUAAUCCAGUGUAUUUGAGUGACUUGGGUGCUGCUCUCACGGGGGCUGAUGCUCAGGAGCUGCAGCAAGUGCUGGAAGAAAUGGAUAUCCACAAACGUCUGAGGUUGUCACUAGCUCUUUUGAAAAAGGAAUAUGAACUGAGUAAACUCCAACAGAAGAUCGGCCGAGAAGUGGAGGAGAAGGUGAAGCAGCAGCACAGGAAGUACAUUCUCCACGAGCAGCUGAAGGUGAUAAAAAAAGAGUUGGGACUUGAGAAGGAUGACAAGGAUGCCAUCGAGGAGAAGUACAGAGAGCGGAUUAGACAGAAAACAGUUCCCAAGCACGUGAUGGACGUUCUUGAUGAGGAGCUCAAUAAAUUGAGUUUCCUGGAGAGUCACAGCAGUGAAUUCAACGUGACGAGAAAUUAUCUGGACUGGUUGACGUCCCUCCCCUGGGGUGUCACGAGUCCCGAAAACCUGAGCCUCCAGGAGGCUGUCAAGAUUCUGGAUGAGGACCACUAUGGCAUGGAGGACAUAAAAAAACGAAUCCUAGAGUUCAUCGCAGUGUCUCAACUGAAAGGAACGACCCAGGGAAAAAUCCUAUGUUUCCAUGGUCCACCAGGUGUAGGCAAGACUUCAAUUGCACGUUCCAUAGCUCGAGCCUUGAACAGAGAGUAUUUUCGCUUCAGUGUCGGUGGAAUGACAGACGUUGCCGAAAUUAAGGGCCACAGGAGAACAUACGUUGGGGCAAUGCCUGGUAAAAUAAUCCAGUGCCUGAAAAAAACAAAAACUGAGAAUCCUCUGGUGCUCAUCGAUGAAGUCGACAAAAUUGGAAAAGGACACCAGGGAGAUCCAGCCUCUGCCCUCCUGGAGAUGCUGGAUCCAGAGCAAAAUGCCAAUUUUCUGGAUCACUACCUGGAUGUACCGGUGGAUCUCUCCAAAGUUCUUUUUAUCUGCACAGCAAACAUCGUCGAUACCAUUCCAGAGCCACUGCGAGACAGGAUGGAGAUGAUUGACAUGUCUGGUUACGUCGCUGAGGAAAAAUUGGCAAUUGCCAAGCAGUACCUCGUCCCCCAGGCGAUGAGGGACUCCGGACUGAAUGAUCAGCACAUACAUAUCCAGGACAGUGCUCUCAGUACUCUUAUCAAAGCUUACUGUCGAGAGUCUGGGGUGAGAAAUCUUCAGAAACACAUCGAGAAAGUUUCCAGGAAAGUUGCAUUCAAAGUUGUGAAAAAAGAGGCGGAGAAAAUCGAUGUUUCAGCUGAUAAUCUCAGUGAAUUCGUGGGUAAACCCGUCUUCACUCACGAUCGAAUGCACGAUGUUACUCCGCCAGGGGUGGUCAUGGGGCUGGCCUGGACAGCAAUGGGCGGUUCCACUCUUUUUAUUGAAACGACCUUGAGUAAGCCAGCAAGCACGAAAAAAUUCGAAGGCUCAUUGGAGAUCACUGGACACCUCGGGGAUGUCAUGAAGGAGUCCACGAGAAUUGCUAUGACUGUUGCUAGGAAUUUUAUUAACAGUACUGAGCCAUCCAAUACUUUUUUGUACGACUCGCAUCUUCAUCUUCAUGUACCUGAGGGAGCAACACCCAAGGAUGGACCCAGUGCUGGUGUCACAAUUGCUAUAGCUCUGGUGUCAUUGGCUAAGAACCAGCCGAUCAGACAGGAUGUUGCUAUGACUGGAGAACUCAGUCUCAUUGGAAAAGUUCUACCUGUUGGUGGAAUCAAGGAGAAAACCAUUGCUGCAAAGAGAGUUGGUGUCAAGUGCAUUAUUUUGCCUGAGGAGAAUAAGAAGGAUUUCAAUGACCUUGCCAAAUAUAUUACCGAUGGACUUGAGGUACAUUUUGCCAGCACUUUUGAGGAUGUUUAUAGGGUGUGCUUUGCGGAGGGAGCGAUGGAGAAGAUGGUGUUGAAGGGGGAGAACUCUAACAUCGAGGGGACACCACAAGCAGCUGCUGUGCAUGGGAAAAAAGUUGGGGAUGUAUGAAUGAGAUGAGCAAUUUUCAGUUCUUAAUCCAGGGGGGGGUUUUAGCUCAGAAAAAGUUGGUUAUUCGGAUGAAAAAACUAUUGUUUUUUUACUCAGAAAAUUUUAGAGACUAAGAGAUCUCUACGUUGGUUCAAUAGUGUAAAUAAUUGGGAAUAUCUUACGAUACUACCGUCAAUUCUUCGGUAAUGAAGCAGUUAUAAGUUAGUUGUUAAGAGGCAUUUAAUGUUGUAUGAAAAUUGCUUGAUGAUUGAGGACAAAAAAUAUUUGUACAUAAAUAAAAGU
Molecule: messenger RNA, 3434 nt
Organism: Fopius arisanus
Lineage: Eukaryota; Metazoa; Arthropoda; Insecta; Hymenoptera; Braconidae
Gene: Lon
Product: Lon protease
Exons: 4
Coding region: 129-3152 (1007 amino acids)
Biological process (GO): mitochondrion organization; protein quality control for misfolded or incompletely synthesized proteins; protein catabolic process
Cellular component (GO): mitochondrial matrix
Molecular function (GO): ATP binding; serine-type endopeptidase activity; single-stranded DNA binding
Source: RefSeq, a predicted model, not a curated record